AUGUCAAGUUUUAAUCAGACUCGAAAUCUUCGAGUAACAGUUGUCGCAGCUGAUGGCCUUUACAAACGUGAUGUUUUCCGAUUUCCAGAUCCUUUUGCGGUGUUAACUGUAGAUGGUGAACAAACACAUACUACUACCGCCAUAAAGAAGACUUUAAAUCCUUAUUGGAAUGAGACCUUUGAAGUAAACGUCGGUGAAAAUAGCACGAUUGCUAUUCAAAUAUUUGACCAAAAGAAGUUUAAAAAGAAGGGUCAAGGUUUCCUCGGUGUAAUAAAUGUUCGAAUUGGCGACGUGAUAGAUUUAGUAGUAGGCGGAGACGAGAUGUUGACUCGUGAACUGAAAAAGUCUAAUGAGAAUACAGUGGUUCACGGGAAAAUCAUUUUAAAUCUCUCAACCACUACCCAAUCCGGUUUACAAGUUCCUUCAGCUGCUGCUUCUGGUACGAGUAUCUCUAAUGCUGAAUCUGAAAGAGGUUCUGGGACCACCACGCCUUCUCGAAGCACCGGCGACAGUGCUGCCGCUGUUCCCACUGAGCCGCGCACGUACAGUUCCUUUGAAGAUCAAUACGGAAGACUUCCACCUGGAUGGGAGAGACGGACCGACAAUCUGGGCCGUACGUACUAUGUUGAUCAUAACACUCGGAGCACAACCUGGAUACGUCCCAACCUGGGUGCUAUUAUAGGCAACGAUCAACCUCCAGUCGUGAACGAAGAAAGAAAUGCGGUUACUGAAGGUCUUCAGCCUCCUUCCAGUGUUCCAGCUAGACGUACUGAAGCCAGUAUGUUGACAUCGAACGCUACUACUGCUGGUUCUGGUGAGCUUCCUCCUGGAUGGGAACAGAGGUACACUCCGGAAGGCCGUCCUUACUUUGUAGACCACAACACAAGGACUACAACCUGGGUUGAUCCACGCCGACAGCAGUAUAUUCGGACAUAUGGUGGUCCAAACAAUGCGACAAUACAACAACAACCUGUAUCGCAAUUGGGCCCACUCCCUAGUGGCUGGGAAAUGCGUCUCACCAAUACCGCUCGAGUAUAUUUUGUAGAUCACAAUACGAAAACGACUACUUGGGAUGAUCCACGUCUUCCUUCAUCUCUGGAUCAAAAUGUUCCACAGUAUAAGCGCGAUUUUCGACGAAAACUUAUUUACUUUUUAUCUCAACCAGCUUUGCAUCCUUUGCCUGGACAAUGCCAUAUUAAAGUUAGGCGAACCAGCAUCUUUGAAGAUUCAUACGCAGAAAUCAUGCGACAGUCGGCGUCAGACCUGAAAAAACGCUUGAUGAUUAAAUUUGAAGGAGAAGACGGAUUAGAUUAUGGUGGUUUAUCGCGUGAAUACUUUUAUCUGCUGUCUCAUGAAAUGUUUAACCCUUUUUACUGUCUAUUUGAAUAUUCUUCCAUGGAUAACUAUACAUUACAAAUCAACCCACAUUCUGGAAUCAAUCCCGAACACCUAAACUAUUUCAAGUUUAUUGGACGUGUAAUUGGACUAGCAGUUUUUCAUCGACGUUUUGUUGAUGCCUUCUUUGUCGUCUCUUUUUACAAGAUGAUUCUGCAAAAGAAAAUAAGUUUGCAGGACAUGGAAAGUAUGGAUGCAGAAUAUUAUCGAAGCUUAGUUUGGAUUUUGAAAAAUGAUAUUACGGGGAUUCUGGAUUUGACAUUCAGCGUGGAAGAUAAUCGUUUUGGUGAAGUGGUCACGAUUGAUUUGAAGCCCGAUGGACGUAAUAUAGAAGUAACUGAAGAAAACAAAAGAGAAUACGUUGAUUUGGUGACGGUUUGGCGCGUAGAGAAGCGCAUAGAAGGUCAAUUUGGUGCUUUUCAUGAAGGAUUUAGUGAACUUAUUCCCCAAGACUUGAUUAAUGUGUUUGAUGAACGGGAAUUGGAGCUUUUAAUUGGUGGUAUCUCGGAAGUUGAUAUGGAUGACUGGAUAAAGCAUACUGAUUAUCGUUCAUACAGCGAUUCUGACCCACUUAUAAAAUGGUUCUGGGAACUUAUGAAUGAAUGGAGCAAUGAAAAGAAGUCGCGACUUUUGCAGUUCACUACGGGUACAAGCCGUAUACCUGUGAAUGGUUUCAAAGAUUUACAGGGAAGCGAUGGACCCCGAAGGUUCACGAUUGAAAAGUCUGGUGAAUCAUCAAAAUUACCUAAAGCACAUACUUGCUUUAAUCGACUGGAUCUUCCUCCAUACAUAUCUAAGCAUGAGUUGGAUCAUAAGUUGUCUAUUGCCGUUGAAGAAACCAUUGGUUUCGGUCAAGAAUAG
This is a messenger RNA of Schizosaccharomyces osmophilus, 2256 nucleotides long. It is a transcript of the gene pub1, whose product is annotated as HECT-type ubiquitin-protein ligase E3 Pub1. The transcript has 4 exons. The record is from RefSeq and is a predicted model, not a curated record. The coding region runs from base 1 to 2256 and encodes 751 amino acids. Gene Ontology annotation, molecular function: ubiquitin protein ligase activity; protein binding. NCBI's taxonomy places the organism in Eukaryota, Fungi, Ascomycota, Schizosaccharomycetes, Schizosaccharomycetales, Schizosaccharomycetaceae. Gene Ontology annotation, biological process: ubiquitin-dependent protein catabolic process.